Messenger RNA from Verticillium nonalfalfae, 2109 nucleotides. RefSeq lists its product as uncharacterized. Gene Ontology annotation, molecular function: FAD binding; D-amino-acid oxidase activity. Lineage: Eukaryota; Fungi; Ascomycota; Sordariomycetes; Glomerellales; Plectosphaerellaceae. The coding region runs from base 1 to 2109 and encodes 702 amino acids. The transcript has 3 exons. The record is from RefSeq and is a predicted model, not a curated record.
AUGUCAUCGGCCCGCCACCGCCGCCGCUCGCCGCCCGACGACUACGACUACGACGGCUACGAAAGCCCCCCGCGCCGCGCCGCGCCCCGCCCACGGGCACCGCCGUCCUACAACUCGGAUGACUACGACUACGUCGCGCCAGACCACGACCCGACGGGGCGCGCCUCGCCGCCCGCAUACCAGGACUCCCCGCCACCUCCACCACCCCAAGCAUCAUCCUCGUCCCGCCGCCGCGACGCCCACCGCCCGGCCCAGGCCCCGCCCCGCGCCCGUUCCCUUGACGGUCCCACCCGCCGCCCGACGCGCAGGCGCCGCGACAGCUACAGCGACUACUCGUCAGACGAGUCCUCGCCAGACGACCGCUACGCCUCAUCAUCAUCGUCGAGGCGGCCUCCGCGCCGGUCCGAGACGCAGAGGCAGCCGCCCGGUCGGGGCCGCGGGUACUACCCGCCUCGGGCAGGCGAGAACCGGCGCGGCGGCGGGCGAGACGAGCCCAGCCGCGACAGGGAUCGAGACCGAGACCACGGCGGCGGCGGCAGCAGCAGCAGCGGCCGGGCGCGGUCGUCGUCGACGUCGAGCAACAAGGACAAGAUGAUGGCGGCCAUCGGGCCGGCGCUGGCGGCGGGGGCGGCCGAGGCCUGGCGGAUGCGGAGCCAGAAGGGGCGGUGGGUGGAGAAGGCGCCGAGGGUGGCGACGGCGGCUGCGGGCGCGGCGGCCAUCGCGGCUUUCAAGAAUGGCGGGGAUGACGGGGGACGGGAUGAUCGCCGGAGCCGGGAUCGGUAUGACGAUCGGUAUGAUGACCGGUAUGAUGACCGCAGGGGGAGGAAGGAGGAAGAGGAUUCGGGGUUCAGCAAGGGGGCCAUGUUGAAGAGCAUGGUGGGCGGCUUGAUCAUGAACCGAUUCGCGCAUGGCUCGAGGAAUCAGUCGGUCAACGGAAUGACGGGACCCCACCUUGUCGUUCUCGGCGCCGGCGUUAUCGGCCUCACGACGGCCCUGACGCUGCGCGCCCGGCACCCGUCGGCGCGCAUCACCAUCCUCGCGGCCGACUUCCCGGGCGACUACAACAUCGACUACUGCUCCCCCUGGGCCGGCGGCAACUGGUGCUCGGCGGCCACCGACGAUGGGCUGCUCGAGUCGUUCGACCGCGUGACCUACGAGCGCUUCGCCGCCAUUGUGCGCCAGAGCCCCGAGGCGGGCAUCCAGUGGUCGCCGCUGCGCAUGAUCUUCGACCAAAAGAUAGAGGACGCCGCCAUCCUGAGCGAGGGCACGGGCAAGCUGUGGUAUGACGAGCUCGUGGGCGGCGUGAAGGCGGUGGCGCAGGGGGCGCUGCCGGCGCGGGCGGCGUUUGGGCUCGACGUGCCGCGGACGUUUGUGAUCAACACGCAGAUCUACCUGCAGUGGUGCGUUCCUGUUUCCUCCCUUCGUACUCUGUCCCCGUUGCUCCUCGAAAAGUGCCGCCAGGGCAACGUGACGCUCGACCGGCGCCGCAUCACGCACAUCCGCGAGGCGCGCAUCGCCGCAGACGUCACGGCGGUCCUCAACUGCACAGGCCUCGGCUCGCACUCGCUCGGUGGCGUCGAGGACAAGGCCAUGUACCCGACGCGCGGCCAGACGGUGCUCGUCGAGCAGCCGCUGCAGCCGCUGCGGCGCAUGUACUUUCGGUCGCCGCGGCGCGUCGACAACGACACGACGUACGUAUUCCAGCGGCCCAUGGCGGGGGGCGUCGUGCUCGGCGGGUGUCGGCAGGACGGCAACUGGAGCGGCGAGGUCGACGAGGCGCUGGCGCAGGAUAUCAUGCGACGGUGCUGCGCGCUGGCGCCGGAACUCGGGAGACCGGAGGAUCUCAAGAUCAUUCGGCAGGGCGUCGGGCUGCGGCCUGGGCGCAAGGGGGGGCCGAGGGUCGAGGUCGAGGUUGAGGGCGAGGACGAGGACGAGGUCAAGCGCGAGGGUGCGUCUGGCGGAGGCGGGGCCUCGGCCGCUCUUGUUGUACUGCACAAUUACGGGCACUCUGGCGCGGGCUAUCAGGCCUCCUGGGGCUCGGCGGAGCACGGCGUCCGAUUACUGGAGGAGAAGCUCGGUCUCGGCGUGGGGAGGGUGACGAGGCUGUGA